AUGUUGCCCGACAAAGACAGCAAGAAAGACAGCAAGAAAGACAGCAAGCUGGGUACGCCCAAGGUCGACAACCCCGAACUUCAAGCAGGCGGUGGUACAGCAUCCGCCUCUGUUGCAGCUCGCAAGGUCGAUGCCUUAUCACCACUCCUUACGCAACACCUCAAGAGGGUCUACGACCAGAUCACAACGCGCUACGACUUGACGACAAAGAAAGGGCAACAGCAGUGGCUGGUCGAGGAGCAAGAAUGCUCAGGUCAGAAUGCUGAGCUUCUGGCCGACGGCUCAUUCUCCAACUUCGCCAACUACUUCAUGUCGGGCUCAGCAAGCGUCCUGAAGCCUGCGCAACCAGUCGACGAGUCGCAUCCCAUCUCCAACUACUUCAUCUCAUCGAGCCACAACACAUACCUUACCGGCAAUCAGCUGUCAAGCGACGCCAGCAUUGAUGCCUACAAGAACGUCCUGAUGCGAGGAUGUCGCUGCGUCGAGGUCGAUGUCUGGGACGGAGACGAGCUUUCCGACUCCAGCUCUGACGAGGAAAUGGCGAGAGGCAACCCAGGAUCAAAUGAUGCGAGAAAAGACAAGAAGAAAUCAAAGUCCGGUCUAAGCAUUCGUCAAAGGCUUGCCCAGAAGUUUGGGAGCAAGGACAAAUCCGAGGAGGAAGAACAAGAGGCAUCAGAGCCUCCUCACGAGGACGCCAACAAGGUUCAGCCCUGGCAUUCCGCUUCCUAUACAUCGAGAGCCGAGCCCAAGGUAACCCACGGUUACACUUUGACCAAAGACAUGACGUUUCGCGCGGUGUGUGUAAUCAUCAGGGACUACGCAUUUGCUGUGUCGAACCUGCCCCUGAUUGUCAGUCUCGAAGUACACGCUGGUCCAGAGCAACAGGAGAUCAUGGUCGAGAUCAUGAACGAGUAUUGGAAAGGCAUGCUACUUGAGUUACCUCUCGAUCCAGCGCAGGGUCUGCUCGAAGCCCAACUACCCACACUGAAGGAGCUGCACAACAAGAUCUUGGUGAAAGUCAAGCGUGGACACCUGAAGCCAGUUGCGGCUGAACCACAACCUACAACGCUUGCCGCGCCAGCGGCAGCGCCCCAGCUACAACAUACCAUGAGUACCGAGUCUGCGGCUUCGGACGACUCUAAAGAAGCCGGACCAGAUGGCGAGAACAACCCUCCAGCGCCGAAACCCAAGGUUAUUGAAGCGCUAUCACGAUUGGGUGUUUACUUAGGAGGAUACUCGUACAAAACUCUCGAUGCUCCAGAAGCGAAGGUUCCCACCCACGUAUUCUCUUUGUCCGAAGGUACACUGAUGGAAGUUCACGAGAACGACCCCGUCCGACUCUUCGAACACAACAAACGUUUCUUCAUGCGCGCAUACCCCAAAGGCACGCGGUUGACAUCAACAAACUUGAACCCUUCCGUCUUCUGGCGUGCGGGUGUGCAGAUAGUAGCGCUGAACUGGCAACGCUGGGACGGCGGUAUGAUGCAAAACGAAGCCAUGUUCGCAGGUACCGCCGGAUGGGUUCUCAAACCAGAAGGCUACCGCAGCACGAGCGAAGCAGCGACACAGAAGACCGCGAUAACUCAUCACGACCUCAACCUAAGCAUCGAGUUCUUCGCAGGACAAGACAUUCCUCUGCCGCCCGACGAAGACGAUCCAAAGGAUCUCAAGCCUUAUGUCAAGGUCGAGCUGCAUGUUGAGUCGCACGAAGAGCGCAACUCUGAACAUGUGCCCGGUGAUGGAAAAGGCACCAAGACCAUCGACCCCGACCUGAAGAAGGAGACCGAGAAGGCAAGGACCACGAACCCCGACUUCGGUGGUGAAAUGGUCAAGUUCGUCAAUGUUCCUGGUGUUACGGAAGAAUUGACAUUUGUCAGAUUCAAAGUCAUAGACAAAGAGCGCUUCGGCAAGGAUGACCUAGCCGGUUGGGCAUGCUUCCGCCUCGACCGCCUGCAGACUGGCCUCCGCAUGCUGCAUCUCUACGACUCAAACGGCGUCAUCACCAAGGGCGUGCUAUUGGUCCGCAUCACGAAGACGGUCAGUACGGCUUGA
This is a messenger RNA of Alternaria infectoria, 2052 nucleotides long. RefSeq lists its product as uncharacterized. The transcript is spliced from 2 exons. Gene Ontology annotation, molecular function: phosphatidylinositol-4,5-bisphosphate phospholipase C activity. The coding region runs from base 1 to 2052 and encodes 683 amino acids. Gene Ontology annotation, biological process: phosphatidylinositol-mediated signaling; lipid metabolic process. The record is from RefSeq and is a predicted model, not a curated record. Lineage: Eukaryota; Fungi; Ascomycota; Dothideomycetes; Pleosporales; Pleosporaceae.